This is a messenger RNA of Cutaneotrichosporon oleaginosum, 447 nucleotides long. The record is from RefSeq and is a predicted model, not a curated record. NCBI's taxonomy places the organism in Eukaryota, Fungi, Basidiomycota, Tremellomycetes, Trichosporonales, Trichosporonaceae.
AUGACGAUAAGCUACCUUCGGUCAUUGCAGGCGCUAGCGUUGCCACAGUCGCCACCAUCGCCACCUUUCCUCCCUCUCUCUUCGUCCCUCCUUCCCUUCCUCCCUUCGUCACUCUCAACAAUGUCUUCUCCUCCACCUUUCCCCUCACUUCCUCCCCGCAAGAAGAAGGCCAAGCCUGCCCCUCCCUUCCUCCCCGCAAGAAGAAGGCCAAGCGUGGGCUGGCCUCAGGGCCGACUCGCUCAGGGCACAACAACGUCCCCAACAGCGACAUCCUCUACGACGACUACGACAUCCUCAAGGAGGAGGACGACAUCCUCAAGGGAGGACGACAUCCUCAAGGAGGACGACGACAUCCUCGAGGAGGGUUCCUCCUUGUCGAAGAAGCGCAACAAGUGUGCCAUGUGCCUUAUGAGGGCUCCCUUCACAAUGUCAUCAAGGAGGUGCUGA